This is a messenger RNA of Cuscuta europaea, 2485 nucleotides long. The record is from the annotation of a GenBank genome assembly. NCBI's taxonomy places the organism in Eukaryota, Viridiplantae, Streptophyta, Magnoliopsida, Solanales, Convolvulaceae.
GCCGGUCCUCAUCACUGAUGUUCAUUUGCGUACGAAUUCUCGCCAUAGAGAAAUUAUUUGCGUCUCUACACCCUUCCAGAACUCUCCGUCUAUCCAUAUUUUAUCCUCUAUAAACCAACAAUUCAAAUUCUUCCUCUUCCGAUCAACUGAAAUUUCAGAGGACAUUCUGUGGCAUUCGAACUAGUAGUAAUGGCGACUUCAGCUGCUACUCAUGUGCAGCUCCCGUUUUCGCAUCACAGAUUUAACGGCACCAAGACUUCGCUCUUCGGUCAGAGAAUUGCCUUCGUGUCACCGAAGAGAUGUAACAGUCAAAGGGCGGUGAGGUCUAGGUGCAGGCCCCUGAGGGUGGUGAGCGAAAAGGUGGUAGGCAUAGACUUGGGGACGACGAACUCUGCUGUGGCGGCGAUGGAGGGAGGAAAGCCGACAAUCGUGACGAACGCGGAAGGGCAACGGACAACGCCUUCAGUUGUGGCGUAUACGAAAAACGGUGAUCGCCUCGUCGGUCAGAUUGCCAAACGUCAGGCUGUGGUGAACCCCGAGAACACCUUCUUUUCAGUAAAGAGGUUCGUCGGUAGGAAGAUGUCCGAGGUCGAUGAGGAGUCAAAGCAGGUGUCGUACAGAGUGGCGAAAGAUGAGAAUGGGAACGUCAAGCUUGAGUGCCCGGCCAUUGGAAAGCAAUUCUCCCCCGAGGAAAUCUCUGCGCAGGUUUUGAGGAAACUUGUUGAUGAUGCUUCAAAGUUUUUAAAUGAUAAGGUCACUAAAGCUGUCAUUACAGUGCCAGCGUACUUUAAUGAUUCCCAGAGAACUGCAACAAAAGAUGCCGGUCGUAUUGCUGGGAUAGAAGUGCUGCGCAUCAUCAAUGAACCUACUGCUGCUUCAUUAGCUUAUGGAUUUGAAAGGAAAAAUAAUGAAACUAUUCUAGUUUUUGAUCUAGGUGGUGGUACCUUUGACGUGUCAGUUCUGGAGGUUGGUGAUGGAGUAUUUGAGGUUCUUUCCACGUCGGGUGACACACAUUUAGGAGGGGAUGAUUUUGACAAGAGGAUUGUAGAUUGGCUAGCCAAGGAUUUCAGGAAACAAGAAGGAAUAGAUCUUUUAAAAGACAAACAAGCACUGCAGCGCCUCACUGAAACUGCAGAGAAGGCAAAGAUAGAGUUGUCUUCAUUGACACAAACCAAUAUCAGUUUGCCAUUCAUAACUGCCACUACUGAUGGUCCAAAGCAUAUUGAUACCACGCUUACACGGGCCAAGUUUGAAGAAUUGUGUUCAGAUUUACUUGACAGAUUGAAAACACCUGUUGAAACUUCUUUGAGAGAUGCAAAGCUAUCCUUCAAUGACAUUGACGAAGUCAUUCUUGUUGGUGGUUCUACCCGAAUUCCUGCUGUACAAGACCUUGUUCGGAAAUUGACUGGUAAAGAACCUAAUGUUACCGUGAAUCCUGAUGAAGUUGUUGCUCUCGGAGCUGCAGUACAGGCAGGUGUUUUGGCGGGAGAUGUAAGCAAUAUUGUGCUGUUGGAUGUGACUCCAUUAUCCCUGGGACUGGAGACCCUCGGUGGUGUCAUGACAAAAAUCAUACCAAGAAACACAACUCUACCUACAUCCAAGUCUGAGGUUUUCUCAACUGCAGCGGAUGGCCAAACCAGUGUUGAAAUCAAUGUUCUCCAAGGGGAAAGAGAAUUCGUCAAAGACAACAAAUCCUUGGGUAGUUUCCGCCUUGAUGGAAUUCCACCAGCUCCGCGUGGUGUUCCGCAGAUUGAAGUGAAGUUUGACAUUGAUGCUAAUGGCAUCCUCUCGGUCACUGCUGUAGAUAAAGGAACUGGAAAGAAGCAGGACAUCACCAUUACUGGAGCCAGCACCCUGCCCAAAGAUGAGGUAGAUAGAAUGGUAAAGGAAGCAGAUAGGUUUGCGAAAGAGGAUAAGGAGAGGAGGGAUGCAAUUGACACGAAGAACCAGGCAGAAUCUCUCGUCUACCAAACCGAAAAGCAAUUCAAGGAGUUGGGAGACAAGGUCCCUACGGACGUGAAAGACAAAGUGGAGUCUAAGCUGAAAGAGCUAAAGGAUGCCAUUUCCAGCGGAUCAACCCAGACCAUAAAGGAUGCCAUGGCGGCACUUAACCAAGAAGCUAUGCAACUUGGGCAGUCUCUUUAUAACCAGCCAGGUUCAGGAGCUAUGCCUACGCCUGAUGAUAAAACCUCAAAACCAGGUUCUUCAGGUAAAACUGAUGGAGAUGGAGAAGUUAUUGAUGCAGAUUUUCGUGAGAGCAAGUAGUUGAAAGGGUCCUUCAGAAAUUAGUGUAUGCAGCUGUUCAGUGCUUUGAUUAUAUCUCAUAUAUAUAGGUUUGCUUUACCCAUUCUGUAGUGAACUUUUCGCACCUCUACAAUUGGAGAUCUCUGCAUGUAAUUAAAUUUUCUAUUAAGAGUUAUCCAUAGCUCAAUGUAAUGUUUUUUGUCUCUUGAGUUAAUGCAAGGAAAUUUCUAUAGGAUGAAAA